Molecule: messenger RNA, 2392 nt
Organism: Engraulis encrasicolus (European anchovy)
Lineage: Eukaryota; Metazoa; Chordata; Actinopteri; Clupeiformes; Engraulidae
Gene: hnf4a
Product: hepatocyte nuclear factor 4, alpha
Exons: 10
Coding region: 149-1534 (461 amino acids)
Biological process (GO): anatomical structure development; positive regulation of transcription by RNA polymerase II; cell differentiation
Molecular function (GO): RNA polymerase II cis-regulatory region sequence-specific DNA binding; nuclear receptor activity; zinc ion binding
Source: RefSeq, a predicted model, not a curated record
AAGCCAGCGAGCCAUCCAGCAACCUACGACAAAACAAUCCCACCGCCAUAUUUCACCACUGGCUGGCUUUCGGGCUGACAGGGCAAGGCAGGUAGGCAGGGCGGGCAGGCGUGAAAGAGAGAGCGCACCGUGGCGUAGUGGAGGAGACAUGGUGAACGUGAGCACACGGAGCAGCAGUGGUGGUGGUGGCGGCGGAGACGGCAGUGGGAGCAACAGCAGUAGUAGUAGCAGCAGCAGCAGCAUGGAUGCAGCAUAUGACUCCUCUCCAGCCGAGAGUGCCAACAUGAAUGCCGCCAGCCACCUGGGCGCAGGGUCGCUCUGUGCCAUCUGCGGGGACCGGGCGACGGGCAAACACUACGGGGCGUCCAGCUGUGACGGCUGCAAAGGCUUCUUCAGACGCAGCGUCCGCAAGAACCACAUGUACUCCUGCAGGUUCAGCAGACAGUGCAUAGUGGACAAAGACAAGAGGAACCAGUGCAGAUAUUGUAGGCUGAAGAAGUGCUUCAGGGCCGGCAUGAAGAAAGAAGCUGUACAGAAUGAAAGAGACAGAAUCAGCACAAGAAGGUCCAGUUAUGAGGACAACAGUUUACCCUCCAUCAACGCUCUCAUCCAGGCAGAUGUACUCUCCAGACAGAUAUCGUCACCGGGGCCGAUCUUAAACGGCGACAUUCGUACGAAGAAGAUUGCGGCCAUAACGGACGUGUGCGAGUCCAUGAAGCAGCAGCUGCUGGUACUGGUGGAGUGGGCCAAGUACAUUCCAUCCUUCUGCGAUCUGCCCCUGGACGACCAGGUAGCCCUCCUUCGAGCCCAUGCAGGAGAGCAUCUUCUCCUUGGAGUAGCUAAGCGUUCAAUGCUAUACAAGGACCUGCUUCUAUUAGGAAAUGAUCACAUAAUUCCACGGAACUGUCCAGAGCUGGAGGUGAGUCGUGUGGCAGUGAGGAUUCUGGAUGAGUUGGUCUUACCCUUCCAGGAACUGCAGAUAGACGAUAACGAGUAUGCCUGCCUCAAAGCCAUAGUCUUCUUUGAUCCAGAUGCCAAGGGCCUGAGCGACCCGGGCAAGAUCAAGCGGAUGCGCUACCAGGUGCAGGUGAGCCUGGAGGACUACAUCAACGACCGGCAGUACGACUCGCGGGGCCGCUUCGGGGAGCUGCUGCUCCUGCUGCCCACCCUGCAGAGCAUCACCUGGCAGAUGAUCGAGCAGAUCCAGUUCGUCAAGCUCUUCGGCAUGGCCAAGAUCGACAACCUCCUGCAGGAGAUGCUGCUGGGAGGUUCUGCAAAUGAGGCUCCUCACACCCCGCACUCUCUUCACCCUCAUCUGGUCCAGGAGCACCUCAGCAACAAUGUCAUCGUCACCACCAACAUGGCCACUCCUAUCCACAAUGGCCAGAUCUCCACUCCGGAAACUCCAAUCCCAUCACCCCCAGCAACAUCUGGCGUCGACCAUUACAAACUGACUCAGGGUGUCAUAGCAACAGUGCCUAAGCCUCCUAGCUCUAUCCCACAACCCACCAUUACUAAGCAAGAAGCUAUUUAGCCUGCACACAAACACACAAACAUACAGCACAACAUUUGGUUGUGGAUGCCAGAAAUGUGUAAUGUAUUUGUUCAUUUUACUUUUCUCAUCUGAGAUAGAUUUAAAAAUUAUGAUGGUGUUAAAUAUUCAAGGACAAUUUUUGGUAACCUUCUCUGACUUUGAAAGGUGAAGGAUAAAAAAAACUCUUUCACACACAGACUCACGUGCCAGGUGACAUGGCUUAGUAUGGGCUAUGUGUAAUUAUACUGAGUCUAAAUGUUACAGUCAUCAGGCCGUUAGAGGGGUAAGGUACUGUAUAGUAUUUAAGUGAGAGUCAAACCGAAAUCCAUCUAAUGUUGGCCAGUAACAUGGAAUUAAAGCUAGUUUAUAAAAGAGUUCAUUUGUGCCUCAAGCUGUGUGACAGCAAAUGUUGCCUUUGAAAACCGCCCACAGUUUUUUGUGCUUUUUUUGUUUUUGGAGGCCAUUCAACAUGCAACACACAAUGCAACACACAAUGCAUUUUGUAUAUCUGUCAGCUCCAAGCAAUAUAUUAGCCAAAUGUAAAUAUCGUGUAUAUUAAAUGGAUUGGUUCAAGUACAUUUAGAGCACUUUGUGAAGAACAGAGGCUCCCUGUCCAUCUUACAACUUAAGAAGUCCCUUUUUGUUUGUUUUUACUUUCAGAUAUGCCAGCUAUAGAACCUGUGUGCUCUGUUCGAUCUGUAGUCAUGUUAUGUUGGUUGUUAUACUGACAGGUGCCAUGUAAAAAAAAAAAAACUUCUUCAAAAAAGUGCCUUUUGGAAACGACACUGCCUCACAUGGGCCAUGUGUGACCUUGAAAUGUGAAAUGAAAUUAAAGAAUGUCAAGGUUUUAUUUUUACA